Messenger RNA from Fusarium sp. VM40, 1305 nucleotides. The record is from the annotation of a GenBank genome assembly. Lineage: Eukaryota; Fungi; Ascomycota; Sordariomycetes; Hypocreales; Nectriaceae.
AUGGCGUCUCCCGUGUCUCGUCGACGACUCGUCGCCUCCAUCGUCUACCGAACACUCUACCUUCUUCUAUACGUCUGUCUUCUCGGACUGCUGAUAGCUACUCCCGCCGACGCCAUACAUCGCUCGUUCCAAAAUAAACAGCAAUACAAUAUCUGGAUCAUCACCGCCGCCUACGUCCUCGCCAUCGUUGUCGUGACCUUCGUCUUCGUCACCCGUCUUUGGCUGAAUAAGACCGACCUUGAUUCGAUACCGAAAGGAUGGGUCCCUGUUGAAAAGGGUGAUCUUCGCUCGGCUGUGUAUAAGGUUAUUGGACUAGGUCUUGGUCGCAGCGCAUCUAUCGCAUACGAAGCACGCCCCAGGCUUCGAACAGACGACGCGACGCCGGAUGACGAAACUGUCGAAACAAAAGUCAGAUUGGGGUUCGACGGCCCCGGAGGUCCAGCAGAGGAAUUGGUGGUGAUAAUACCUAGUCGAAAACCAGUAUGGGGUGACAUCGAACACUAUGGCUGGUCGUCACCAAAUGCUCCGGAUUUGCCGAAUCUCGAAUACACCACCGUCUUCUCCGAGCUACCUAAUCUAAUCGAGGGCAAAGCUUUAACACUUGCGCCUCCUGAUCCAACCUCUGAGACGAAUCCUCCCUUACUCGACGCCGAAGCAGUUGCCCUUCUUCAGCGGACGGCCAAUAUGAGCCUACGCGACUACGUAGUCCAUCUCGCCGAUUUAGGGGUUAUAGAGAUGGACGCAACCACCCUCAAAUUUCUUUCCCACUACGAAUACGCCCGCUUCUCUAAUCGACCCAUCUCUAGUGCUCAGUUCAAGGAGCUUAUGCAUCUUUUCGCUCAGAUCCUUCGCACCAUGGAGCCCCUGGACCCUGAUGUUCUUGACGCUGAUCAAGACGAUGCGUCUUCACCCUCCACCAACGGCGAUGAUGAUGAUGCGAGAUCGGGUAUUAGCACUGCUCGCAGUAACUUGAUGCCUUUCGAUACUGGCAGCAUUAACAGCUCCACUCGGCGAGUGCGACAUCAACCCUCAACAAAUACCUGGAACGUCUAUCAGACUGCCCCUAAUAGCAUGAGGAGUGGUAUAUCUGGGCAAAGGCCUAUGUCACAGAUUUCUAGCAACAAUAGCUUUGCUAGUGGAAUCCGGCGUCAUUAUCCAAUGAGGCAGCCGUCGUCCUUAAGUCUUCGAUCAAAAUCAUCAGGCAGCUCAGGCAGUUCGGGAUCUGUCAUUCGGCUGGCCACACGGCACGACUCUACAGACUUACCCUACGUGCUUACUUUAAGAGAUACGUCGGGUAGUUAUUAA